Messenger RNA from Hemisphaericaspora subhashii, 2985 nucleotides. RefSeq names its product Mis12p (gene MIS12). The transcript has a single exon. The coding region runs from base 1 to 2985 and encodes 994 amino acids. Gene Ontology annotation, biological process: tetrahydrofolate interconversion. Gene Ontology annotation, molecular function: formate-tetrahydrofolate ligase activity; ATP binding; methylenetetrahydrofolate dehydrogenase (NADP+) activity. Gene Ontology annotation, cellular component: cytosol. Lineage: Eukaryota; Fungi; Ascomycota; Pichiomycetes; Serinales; Debaryomycetaceae. The record is from RefSeq and is a predicted model, not a curated record.
AUGCUAAAGUAUAGGACUAAUUCCCAAAUGCUUAGAUUGGCAUUGCUUCAAUCUACUACUACAGCAAGAUCCUUCCAUUGUUCUUCUAUCAAUUUAGAAGCUACUCUUAUAUCAGGUACAAAAUUAGCGAAAAAUAUAAGACAAAAUAUUGCUCAAAAAGUAAUUGAUUAUAAUCAACAACAUUUCAAUAUUGGUAAAGAUGAAACAAGUUUUGACAAAUUAAGGUAUAAACCAAGUUUAACUAUUAUUCAAGUUGGUUCAAGACCAGAUUCUUCUGCUUAUGUUAGAUCAAAAUUAAAGGCUGCUCAAGCUUCAAAUAUUAAAUCUAAUCUUAUUAAAUUACCUGAAAACAUCCCACAAGAUGAAUUAUUGGAAAAAAUUGAUUGUUUAAAUAAAGAUCCAAAAGUCCAUGGAAUCUUAAUUCAAUUACCUUUACCUAAACAUAUUGACGAAACUUUAAUCACCAAUUCAGUAAUUACUGAUAAAGAUGUUGAUGGAUUUGAUCAUUAUAAUGUCGGUCAAUUAUCUAAACGUGGUGGAUCCCCACACUUCAAACCAUGUACUCCAAAUGGUAUUAUAGAAUUAAUUAAAACCACCGGAAUCCCAUUAAGAGGUAAGAAUGCCGUUGUUAUUGGAAGAUCUGAUAUUGUUGGUGCACCUGUUGCUACCAUGUUAAGAAAUGAAGAUUGUACUGUUACAAUUUGUCAUAGAUAUACUCAAGACUUACCAAAAUUGGUAUCUCAAGCCGAUAUUGUUGUUGCUGCUGUUGGGAUCGCAGAAUUUGUUAAGGGGCAUUGGGUCAAAGAAGGUGCAAUUGUAAUUGAUGUUGGUAUAAAUUAUAAACCAGAUCCAAAUUCUAAAACCGGAACUAAAUUAGUUGGUGAUGUUGAUUUUGAACAAGUUGUACAGAAAGCAUCCUUUAUCACUCCAGUUCCAGGUGGGGUUGGACCAAUGACUGUAGCAAUGUUAUGUUCAAAUGUAUAUGACGCCUCAUUAAUUCAUGCCAAGAAAGCUCAUGAACACGCUUUUAAACCAUUACCAUUACAUUUACUUGAACCUGUUCCUUCAGAUAUUGAAAUUUCAAGAGCUCAAAAACCUAAGAAAAUCACUAGAGUUGCACAAGAAUUAGGGAUUUUGGAUAAAGAAUUAGAACCAUUUGGACAUUACAAAGCAAAAGUUAAUCCAAAGGCUGUUAUUGAAAGAUUGGAUGAACAAGUUGAAGGGUCACCCGAAGAAAAAGGUCAUUAUGUCUUAGUUGCCGGUAUCACUCCUACUCCGUUAGGUGAAGGUAAAUCAACUACUACCAUGGGUUUAACUCAAGCUCUUGGUGCUCAUUUGGGUUAUAACUCAAUUGCAAAUGUUAGACAACCUUCCAUGGGACCUACUUUUGGUGUUAAGGGUGGUGCUGCAGGUGGAGGAUAUGCCCAAGUUAUUCCAAUGGAUGAAUUCAAUAUGCAUUUAACUGGUGAUAUUCAUGCUAUUUCUGCUGCUCAGAAUUUAUUAUGUGCUGCUGUCGAUACAAGAAUGUUCCAUGAAGCUACUUCUAAAACAAUCUCUGGAUUCUAUAAGAGACUUGUACCAGAAAAGAAAGGAAUCAGAACUUUUACUCCAUCAAUGUUGACCAGAUUAGCAAAAUUAGGUAUUACAAAAGCCAAUCCUGAUGAUUUAACUGAAGAUGAAAUUGUAGAAUUUGCAAAAUUAGAUAUUGAUCCCGAAUCAAUCACAAUCAAAAGAGUCGUAGAUUGUAAUGAUAGAUUCGUAAGAGAAAUCACUGUUGGUGAAGGUAAGAAUGAAUCCUCCAAAUUCCCUCCCCGUAAAUCAGGAAUGGAUAUCACCGUUGCCUCUGAAUUAAUGGCAAUCUUGGCCCUUUCAACCUCAUUGAAAGAUUUAAGACAACGUGUUGGUAAGAUUGUUGUCGGUACUCAACGUAAUACUGGUAUCGCCAUUACUGCUGAAGAUAUUGGAUGUGCAGGUGCUAUAACUGCAUUAUUAAAGGAUGCUAUUAAACCAAACUUAAUGCAAACUAUUGAAGGUACUCCAGUUUUCGUCCAUGCUGGUCCAUUUGCCAAUAUUUCCAUUGGUGCCUCAUCAGUAAUUGCCGAUCAAUUGGCACUUAAGUUAACAUCUCCAUCUAAUCCAAUUAACAACGGUCAGAAGGGUUUCGUGGUGACUGAAGCUGGGUUUGAUUUUACAAUGGGUGGUGAAAGAUUCUUUAAUAUUAAAUGUAGAACUUCUGGUUUGAAACCAGAUACAGUUGUUUUAGUUGCGACUUCCCGUGCAUUGAAAUUACAUGGUGGUGCACCUGAUGUUAAACCUGGUCAACCAUUACCAGAAGCCUAUACUACUGAAAAUUUGGAAUUUUUGGAAGCUGGUUGUUCUAAUUUAGCCAAGCAAAUUGCCAAUAUCAAACAAUAUAAUGUUCCUGUUGUUGUUGCCAUUAAUCAAUUUGAAACUGAUACCCAUGAAGAAAUCAAAUUGAUCCAACAUCAAGCACUCCAAGCUGGUGCUGAUUUCGCCGUCCCUUCUAAUCAUUGGGCAAAAGGUGGGGUUGGAGCUACCAAGUUGGCCGAAGCUGUAGUUGAAUCAGUUAAAUUAUCAAAUCAAUUAGAAAAGCAACAAUAUUUAUAUGAUGUUAAUGAAACUGUUGAAAAUAAAUUAUUGGCAAUUACAACCAAGAUGUAUGGAGCUUCUGGAAUUGAAUUAUCACCAUUGGCAAAACAACAGAUUGAAACUUAUACUCAACAAGGUUAUGAUAAAUUACCAAUUUGUAUUGCCAAGACUCAAUAUUCAUUAUCCCAUGAUCCUGCCUUAAAGGGUGUCCCAACUGGAUUCACAGUACCAAUUAGAGAAGUUAGAUGUUCUGCUGGUGCUGGAUAUUUAUAUGCUUUAGCAGCUGAGAUUAUGACUAUACCUGGUUUACCAACACAUGCUGGGUUUAUGAAUGUGGAAGUAAAUGACGAAGGUGAAAUUGAAGGAUUGUUUUAA